CCGGGCGACAGGGUACCAGCAGUAAACAUGGCGGAGGAACUGCUGGAAACAGUGGAGAGACUUCAGUCCCGGCUCCAGGAGAACCAGGAGCCCCGAAAGCUGCUGAAGACUCUGAAAAGACUCGGGGAGCUUCCUAUGACUGUGGACAUAUUGGUGGAAACUGGAGUGGGAAAGGCUGUGAACUCCUUCAGGAAACACGAAUUAGCUGGAGAGGUGGCAAAAAAUCUCGUAGCCAAAUGGAAGAAACUGGUUCCUCAGUCUGGAGACAGACCCAACAGCCACGGCUCCAGAUCUCACACACAGGCUCGAGGCCAUGACGCGAGCGGCAGAGGAGACCAUAAACGUCCCCGAGAGCCCUCGCCUGAGGAAGACCGCUCCUACGUAGAGGAGGAAGAGGAGGAAAGAGGUUACCACACCAACUAUUCGCCCUCACCUCCUCAGCACGACCAGUACAGUCCCCCACAGCGAGGAGGGUAUCACUCAGACGAAUACGAAAGCCCUGAGCCCGAACCUGAACCCAGCCCGCCACCACCUCCUCCCCCUGUUUCCCGCAAAGACGUCCGCCACACCAAACCAAACAAGGAGCCGAGCAAGAACCACCACAGCGACCGAAACCGAGACGAGGAGCGGCGGCAACGCCACGCACAGACGAAUAGCGAUAGAGAAGGCGGAGGAAGUCAGGGGAAGAAGCGAAGCGGAGACCGAGAGAGACAUCAGAGUCCGGUACAGAAGGCUGCCAAACACAGCAAGAAGUCAACCACGCAUGACAGCAGGAAGGAGGAGAAGAAGAAAGGAGGAGAUGAAGGGCGACCACGAGUGCCGAAGGACUCUCCAUCUAAGGAGGAAGAAGAGGACUUCGAGGUGCCCACCAUGUCCUUCGAGUCCUUCCUCACAUACGACGCCCCGACGUCUGUGAAGAAGAAAAAGAAGACACCGUCAGCUUCAUCUUCAUCGCACAGUCGGCCGUCUCACUCCUCCUCGUCAACGUCGUCUUCCCAUCGCACACGAACACCUCCACCUGCAUCCUCCUCUUCGUCCUCUUCUUCUUCCAAAGCGCGCAAGGCAAACGGCGCUCAGAGUACCAAGAGGACGCAUUCGGGGACAGCGGUGACGACGCCAUCGAGAAGCAAGGAGGUUUACGAAGCUGUGCCGACUGUUCCUGAAAUCCAGCUGCCAGCGAUUCAGCCCAAUUACAGACCUCUGCCCUCCAUUGACAUCACACCGCUGUCCCCUCAGAGACGCAAAGUUCCUGUGUGCAAUGAAGAGGAUGAUGCAGGCUUCACGGGGAAGCGGUUUAACUCCAAGAUGGUGGUCUACUCAGGAUCGAAGACCGCCUACCUGCCCAAGAUGAUGACGCUGUACGAGCAAUGCAUCCGUGUCCUGCAGAACAACAUCGACUCGAUCGCUGAGGUGGGAGGAGUGCCGUUCGAUAUCCUGGAGCCGGUUCUGGAGAGAUGUACCCCAGAGCAGCUGUACCGCAUCGAGCAGAGCAACCAGUGGUUCACGGAGGAAUCGGACGAGCUGUGGAUGCGUCACUGUCGGCGCGACUUCAAGCGGGAGUCUCCGCAGGAGUACGAGUCAUGGAGGGAGUUGUACCUGAGGCUGCACGACGAGCGCGAGGAGCGACUAAGGAUGCUCACACAGAAUAUCACGUCUGCGCAUGCCAACAAACCCAAAGGACGUCAGGUUAAGAUGGCGUACGUAAACUCUGCCGCCAAGCCGCCCCGUGAUGUUCGCCGCCGACAGGAGAAGUUUGGAACCACCAGUGGUUCGACAGCCAGCUCCACAGCAGCUGCAGCUCCUAUCAAAAUAAGACCGGCUACCACUGACUACUCCGGAGAAUCAAGCCAGUCGUCUUCCUCCCAAAACAACCCUCCUCCCGCUGGUUCAUCCCGCUUCUCUGCACCGAGUGGAGUAGGACACGCCGCCCGGGAAAAACCUCAAGUCAAAAAAAUCGCCCCCAUGAUGGCCAAAACUAUCAAAGCAUUCAAGAACAGAUUCUCCCGCCGGUAGUGUGAAAGAGACUGAAUGUAUUUUAUGUGAUUUUAAUUACAGUGUAGCGGAAUUGGACUGGAGACCCUCCAACCCUGCGCGCACACUUUCAGCCCCGCAAACAUCACAUGAACUUUGCAGUAUUUGUGGAAAAAUGGUUAACUUCCUUUUUUUUCUUUGUUUUUUUUUUUUUGUGGGGGUGGGUUGAUGUUUUUUUUUCUGUGGUGACGUCUGUUUUGCGGGUCUUAAAUUAAGUAUUUAAAUCCUAAACGAUGGUACACAUGGUAGAAGGACACACACAAACACAGUCAGUCUGUUACUGAAUCAUGUUUUCCAGCAGACGGUUUUUAAAGAAAGAGUUUUUGGGGGAAUUCUUGCUGCGAGGUUAGAUUAGAGGAUUUUUCUAUCGCUUUCUCCGGCAGCACAAAGACUGGAAAGAGGGGAGCAGCUCGUUUUCAGCUGUAACAAAAUCAGCCCCAGCAGAACCUUUAAUUGUCAUUAAUUAACAUGUACAUUUGUACACAGCCAAAACGUGCACAAAAAAUUUGUGACUUUUUAAAAAAUUUGCCUCAAACCUGCAUUCUUUCUAAUGGCCAGUAGGGGGCGUCUCUGAAAUUAUAUUGUAUAGAAGUCCAUGAGUAAAUUCUUCUAAUGUGAUCCGUAAACUCAGUUAACAUUUUCCUGAAGAGUUUAUGGACUCAGCUGCUAAUUUUAAGUCUUAAUCAAUGAAAAAUAAAGUUAAUGCUGUAAAUUAUUUUUGCUAAAUAAUUUAAAUUAUUUGUGGGUGGCCAAGUCACUAUGUUAGCCACCCGAGUUUUAAAACUCUCAUCUCAGUGCUGCACUAACCAGUGGGUGAUGUCGUGAUGGCCACAUCCAGCUUUUAUAUACAGUCUGUGACUAAUUGCACUAAUCAAUUUGUUUCAAAUUUUCAUUUUUUUUAACCCCUCGCCUGUAAAAGGCUGACAGUGUACUGUCAUCACUUGGGUGGCAGGGAGGGCAGCGUAGGAUUUUGAAAUUGAUAGCAUCGGUGCAUCUACUAAAAAUCUCAGAUGAUUUUAAAUCUCAGUGACCUCGACCUCAAGGUCAGGGCUAGAGGUCAAGUGUAUGAAUGUGAUAACUCAAGAAGAAACUCACCUAGGAUUUUCACAUUUAUAGCAUAAGUGCAGUAUUUUUACUGCUGUGACCAGACAUUGAGCAUCAAGGGCUCAACCUUAAUGCAGUCAAUAACUGAAUCAAGUUUUCCUUUCAUAAAUAAUAAUAAUAAUAAUAAUAAUAAUAAUAAUAAUGGGGGGGGGGACAUUUGAACAAAGUAGCAUUUCCGCAAAAGCUCCCCAUCUGGUCAGAAACGAUAGACUUGACAUGCAAAAUGUUAAUAUUUAUGCUUGAUUUUCUCUUUUCAUAACAAUUAAAGAGAUUACAUUUGUUAAACAAUGAACUUAAACGUUUGUUUUUCUCCCUUGUUUCCUGUCUUUGUGCCAAGCCAAGCGGUUCAUAUUUAUCAUAUGAAAGAUGAUAGUUUUAUCUGUCUUCUAAUCAAACUAGUAAUGAGCAUAUUUCCCAAAGUGCGAAUCUUUUCCUUGUAAGGGACAGAAAAAGGGCUCUUAUUUUAAAAACAGUCAGCUGUUGUUUCCCCUAUGACCAAAUGAUACACUACAGUGGGAAACUUUUACACUUUUACUCUUGUUUUGUCUCUUAAUCGCAUGCACCGUGGACGUCCCGACACCCGAGACAUCAGCUGGAUGGUGGGGGACUUUAAUCAUGUUUUGCCUGGUGCAUUUAAAAAAAAAAUGUGUUUGGCUAAGAUGAAAGCACAGCAGAGCGUGCGGCGUCGUAGACUUACUUUAACCCUCCUGUGGCUUCAAUUCAUGUUUCCCUGCUGUCGAAUGUGUGCUUCCCUGUUUUUAUCUGCUUCACUGUGACAAACUGAUUGAGUGAGGGGAGAUUUGGAAAGAGAACCAUAAGUUGUCUGCAGCUGCAGUCCAUGAUGAUGAUGAUGAAAUGUAUUUAUUUUCAACACUGGGACCUGGCACCCCACAACAUGGGCCUGAAUGGAAGUAGAUUACAAAUUGUAAUUUUAUUAGAUUUUAAUAAAUGUUAUAUGGUCAUUUUUAUUAAAAUUGACUUUUUUCCCUGAA
Messenger RNA from Maylandia zebra (zebra mbuna), 4127 nucleotides. It is a transcript of the gene eloa, whose product is annotated as elongin A. NCBI's taxonomy places the organism in Eukaryota, Metazoa, Chordata, Actinopteri, Cichliformes, Cichlidae. Gene Ontology annotation, biological process: transcription elongation by RNA polymerase II. Gene Ontology annotation, cellular component: nucleus; elongin complex. The record is from RefSeq and is a predicted model, not a curated record. Gene Ontology annotation, molecular function: protein binding.